Cetraspora pellucida is the source of this 313-nucleotide messenger RNA. The record is from the annotation of a GenBank genome assembly. NCBI's taxonomy places the organism in Eukaryota, Fungi, Glomeromycota, Glomeromycetes, Diversisporales, Gigasporaceae.
AUGCUUAUUUUUGUUAUGAUGCUAAAGUUGAAUGCAUUCUUAAUCAUUAUAAAUGUUGCAUUAACAGCUGCCAUAAUCCCUUUACUCGGACAACAGUCGAUAAUGUUUAUAAUUUCUUACGUUAUUCAUGCUUCAUUAUUAUUGCUUUCAUUUAUUUCAUUGAUCCUCGCUUUUAAUUCGUUUAUUCGAAAAUGGAAAAUUGGAUUAUACAUAUUUCUUGCAUUAUGGGUAUUCUUUAUUGUUGACUUUACUUUUUUGAUCAAGGAUGGAAUUUCUGCUGCUUCAAGUGGAUGGUAUUUUUGGAUAACUACAA